This is a messenger RNA of Nematolebias whitei (Rio pearlfish), 3576 nucleotides long. Its product is annotated as NACHT, LRR and PYD domains-containing protein 12-like. Gene Ontology annotation, molecular function: protein binding. The coding region runs from base 1 to 3576 and encodes 1191 amino acids. The record is from RefSeq and is a predicted model, not a curated record. The transcript is spliced from 11 exons. Lineage: Eukaryota; Metazoa; Chordata; Actinopteri; Cyprinodontiformes; Rivulidae.
AUGGGUCGCAGGCUGACUGAAGGACAGAACAUGGACCAUUGUGUGGAGGAAGAGGAGCAGCGAGCGGAGACUCUUCAUCUGAAGACGGAGCAGUCCACACCUCCAGACUUCAGGACUGGACCUGGACCCUCAGACACAACAGGUCUGGACCUCGGACAGAGAGCAGAGUCUCCAGAAUCCGUCUGUCUGUCCAUGAAGAGCGACUUCUCCAAAGAAGAACCUCCAUACUUCAGUAAAGAACCGAAACCUUCGGACACACAAGGUCCGGACCUCAGACAGAGAGCAGAGUCUCCAGAAUCCAUCGGUCUGUCCAUGAAGAGCGACUUUUCCAAAGAAGAACCUCCAUACUUCAGUAAAGAACCGAAACCCUCAGACACACAAGGGAAGAAAAGGAAGGCUGUUCGUGAAGAGGAGCAGCUGUCCUGCUGUCUUUCAUGCCAGGAUGUCCUGAAGGGUCCAGUUUCUACGAGCUGUGGACACUUGUUCUGCAGAUGGUGCAUUGCCUCAUACUGGGAUCGGUCUGCACCAUCAGGACUCUCAUUCUGUCCCAAGUGUGUAAAAAGAUCCAGAACUGAAUCUGAACCCCAGACAGCCAGUCAGAGCAGCUCCAUUCCAUCAGAUGUUGCUUUGCAGGAAGUUUUAGAUGAACAUAAGGUCAGUCUGAGGAGAAGAUGUGAAUGUGUGACUGAAGAACUUGAUGAAACAGGAAGUAGAACCCUACUGAACAGGAUCUACACUGAGCUCUACAUCACAGACGGGCAGAAUGAGGAGGUUAAUACCCAACAUGAGGUGAGGCAGCUAGAGACAGCUUCUAAGAUAAAGAAAGUUCAUGACACUCCAAUCAGGUGCCAAGAUAUCUUUAAAGCCUUACCUGAGCAACAUGGAUUCAUCCGAGUGGUUCUGACCAAUGGUGUCGCUGGUGUUGGAAAAACCUUCUCGGUGCUGAAGUUCACUCUGGACUGGGCUGAAGGCUUGGAGAACCAAGAUGUGGGCAUGGUGGUUGUGCUUUCGUUUAGGGAGCUGAACUUAAUCAGAGAUGAGCAGCACAGUCUUCUCACGCUGCUCCAUGUUUUCCAUCCAACAUUACAGAAGCUCCCAGCAGAGAAGCUGUCUGUCUGUAAACUUCUAUUCAUCUUUGAUGGCCUGGAUGAAAGCAAACUCUACCUGGAUUUCUCCAACAGUCAGCUAAUUUCUGAUGUGACACAGAAGUCCUCGCUCAAUGUGCUGCUGACAAACCUCAUCAAGGGGAACCUGCUGCCCUUGGCUCUGGUCUGGAUCACUUCCAGACCUGCAGCAGCCAAUCAGAUUCCUUCUUCAUGUGUGGACAGGCUAACAGAAGUACGAGGCUUCACCGAUGCCCAGAAGGAGGAGUACUUCAGGAGGAGGUUCAGUGAUGAAGAGCUGUCUAGCAGAAUCAUCUCCCACAUCAAGACCUCCAGGAGCCUCCACAUCAUGUGUGGAAUCCCAGUCUACUGCUGGAUCACUGCUACAGUUCUGGACCACAUGUUGACUACAGAGCAGAGAGGAGAGCUGCCCAAGACCAUGACUGACAUGUACUCACAUUUCCUGCUGGUUCAGACAAACAGGAAGAAGAAGAAGUACCAUGAAGGACCUGAGACCAGUCCACAGGAGCUGACAGAGGCUGACAGGGACGUCCUUCUGAAGCUGGGGAGGCUGGCGUUUGAACAUCUGGAGGAAGGAAACAUCAUGUUCUACCAAGAAGACCUGGAUCAGUGUGGUCUGGAUGUCACAGAGGCCACGGUGUACUCAGGAGUUUGUACAGAGAUCUUCAGAAGAGAGUGUGUGAUCUUCCAGCAACCAGUCUAUUGCUUUGUUCAUCUGAGCAUUCAGGAGUUUCUGGCUGCCAUCUACAUGUUCCAUUGUUUCACCAACAGGAACAUGGAGGUGAUGAAGAGGUUUCUGGGAAAUGUUAUUUUCAAAGCUGGUCAACACUGGUCUCUUAAUGUUUUCUUGUACAGAGUUUUGGAAAAGUCCCUGAGAAGUAAAACAGGCCACCUAGACCUGUUUGUUCGCUUUCUUCAUGGCCUCUCUGUGGAGUCUAACCAAAAACUUUUAGGAAGCGUUCUGGGUCAGACAGAGAACCAUACAGAAACCAUCAAAAGAGUCAUCAAGAACCUGAAGAAGGUGAACAGUUUCGGUACUUCUCCAGACAGAUGCAUCAACAUCUUCCAUUGUCUGAUGGAGAUGAAUGACCUCUCAGUUCAUCAGGAGAUCCAAGAGUUUCUGAAGACAAAGAACACACCAGGAAAAGUCCUCUCUGAGAUCCAGUGCUCAGCUCUGGCCUACAUGCUACAGAUGUCAGAGGAGGUUCUGGAUAAGCUGGACCUGAAGAAGUACAGUACAUCAAAGGAGGGACAAUGGAGGCUGAUUCCAGCUGUGAGGAACUGUAGAAAGUUUCGACUUGGGGAUUGUGAUCUUUCAGAGAAUCACUGGGAAGUUUUAUCCUCAGCUAUGAAGUCCAAGUCCUCUCUUCUAACAGUCUUGGAUCUGAGUAACAACAUCAACCUUGAAAACUCUGGAGUGAAUCAUCUGUGUUCAGGACUAGAGAGCUCAAACUGCAGACUGGAGGUUCUGAGGUUGGAAAACUGCGAUUUGACAGAAAUCAGCUGUGUUUCUCUGGUCUCAGCCCUGAAGUCCAAUCCUUCCCAUCUGACAGAAUUGGACCUGAGUAACAACGAGGAUCUGGACAAUUCUGGAGUGAAGGAACUCUGUGAUUUUCUGGAGAGUCCACAUUGUGCACUGAAAACUCUGAGGUUGGAAAACUGUGAUUUGACAGAUAUCAGCUGUGUUUAUCUGGUCUCAGCCCUGAAUUCCAACCCUUCCUAUCUGACAGAACUAGACCUGAGUAACAACAAGGAUCUGGACAAUUCUGGAGUGAAGGAACUCUGUGGUUUUCUAGAGAGUCCACAUUGUGCACUGAAGACUCUGAGAUUAAGGAGCUGCAGUUUGUCAGAGAUCGGCUGCUCUUCAUUGGUCUCGGCUCUGAAGUCCAACCCCUCCCAUCUGACAGAACUGGACCUUAGUCAGAACUACCUGCAGGAACCAGAUGUUCAGCAGCUGCUGGCUCUUGUGGAGAGUCCAGACUACAAACUGGAGACUCUGAGGUGGAAAUCUGGCAUCGUAUCAAGCUUAGAAGGGUCUGAUUGGGAUUCUGCUGAGUCAUCUGAUAAUGAGUCAGAUGAUUGUGAUGAUCUAAUUGAUGAUGAGCAUGAUGAUCAUGAUGAUCUAACUGAUGAUGAUUAUUAUCAAGAUGAUCCAACCGAUGAUGAGUCUGAUGAUUAUAAUGAUCUAACUGAUGAUGAGCAUGAUGAUUGUGAGGAUCCAACUGAUGAGUAUGAUGACCUUGAUGAUCCAAGCAAUGAUGAGCCUGAUGAUCAUGAUGAUCCAACCGAUGAAGAUGAUGAAGAUGAUGAUGAAGUUGAUGAUGAUCCAACUGAUGAGUAUGAAGAUCAUGAUGAUCCAACCGAUUAUGAGCCUGAUGAUGAUGAUAAUCUAACCAAUGAAGAUGAUGAUGAAGAUGAUGAUGAAGAUUACGAUGAUGAUGGUCUCAUGUGA